This is a messenger RNA of Clonostachys solani, 1503 nucleotides long. NCBI's taxonomy places the organism in Eukaryota, Fungi, Ascomycota, Sordariomycetes, Hypocreales, Bionectriaceae. The record is from the annotation of a GenBank genome assembly.
AUGGAGGCUCCAACACAUGCUCCGACUCCACUAAGGAAGACCUGCGACAAGUGCUAUCUCCGCAAGAUAAAAUGUGAUCGACAACAGCCACGAUGCUCCCAGUGUGUCGCCUACAUGUCAGAGUGCACUUAUAAAGCCCCAAGCCGCCCGUCACGACCCCGUAAGCGGCGGCCGGCGGCUGGGAAAGCCUCCGAACCAACCCAUAUGCGCGCAUUUGUCGAGCAGCUGCAGAGUCAGGUGGAGGACCUGACUAAACGCCUUGAUGAGGCCACUGAUAGAAGCGAGCCACAGAAAGACCAGCUGCCCGUCGUAACCAAGGCGACCAUCGGACCGAAGCCUACUUUAAUAAUGUCACCAAUAGAUGAUAGUGGCUUGAGUAACGCGGGUGGUUCGGUUACCGGUUCGAAGUCGCCUCGCCUGAACUUGCCCCCUUUUGAUGAAGUAAUGCCGGUCAUACAGAUGUAUCUUGACCACUUCAAUUCAGUAACUCCCCUGUUUCACCCUGGUACCUUGCUGGGCCUAGUCAAUGAUUUUUACGAGUUUCCAAACCGCCGAGAUACCGUGUCUUGGGCUGCCAUUAACGUUGUAUUGGCCCUUACUUACAGGCAAGUCAUGCUCGGCGGUGUAGGAACCGAUAAUGGCACGGACCUUGCUCUUCAUCACCUUAAUAAGGCCCAGUCUGUCCUUUCGGAUGUGCUUCUUGGUGAACCAAAGCUGUUACACGCGCAGGUUCUCCUUGGUAUAGUUACUAUGCUUCAAAUCUCUAAGAGUUUGCAGCCGGCCAUGGUCCUCAUGGGCGCGGCGAUGCGUCUGAUUCGCGGGCUUGGGCUGCAUACGCGUGCCUCUACGGCCCAUCUCGAUACCGAGACUGCUAAAGAGCACACCUAUGUUUUUUGGAUUGCUUAUAUCCUGGACAAAGAUAUAAGCAUGCGGAUGCGGAGUCCUUCUAUCCACGGUGACGAUGAGGUUGAUGUUGACAUGCCCGUGGCUGUCAUUAACCAUCACCGCGGGGUACAUGGUAGUAAGAAAAAGUUCGACGAUGGUGUAAUUGCCACGGUGAAUGGAGAUGUGGCAAUGGAUUUCUUCUUGACCCGCAUCCGUCUUGCCAUCGUCCAGGGCGGUAUUUACGACUACCUUUAUUCCGUUCGGUCUCAAGCCCGGAGCCCAGAAGAGCGCAACGUUGCAACUUCCAGCCUAGUCAAUGCUCUCCAAGAAUGGCAAUCGCACAUCGCGCCAGAAUUUGAUGCCGCGUCGGCAGCUGGGAAUGUAUCUCCUACUGCACUCCCAUUUAUUUGCUCACUGCACGCCACGAGCUUCGCUAGUCUCGCUAUGAUCAAUGAGGCAAGCGCCUGGAAUCGACAAUGGGUGAUAGAUAUUCGCAAGUACCCCGGAGCAUGUGCUGAUCUUCAUCCACGUUCCCGCUGGGAGCCACUGGUGGAACAUGCAAGGGAUUUUGCUGUAUUAUUCGAGAGCAUCCCUCCAAGCGGCUAUGCCUUGAUCUGA